AUGGAGGAGGGCAAGGCAGGGGAUGAGAGGAGGCCGCUGUGCCCGCAGGCCGCACGCUCGAGCAUUUCCGGCAUCGACGAGCCGUACUCGAGGAACGGGAUGGGGAUCGUCUUCGCGCCCUACGGCGACCACUGGCGGCUGCUCAGGCGGGUCCUCGUCGCGGAGCUCCUCAGCGCGCAGCGCGUCGACGUGUUCCGUCGCGUCCGCGAGGACGAGGCGGCCCGCCUCGUCUCGUCGCUGGCGUCGUCCUCGCCCCCCGGCCAGCCAGUCGACGUCGGCGAGCGGAUCGGGGAGUUCGUCGCCGACUCGGCGGUGCGCGCCAUCUUCGGCGACAGGCUGCCCGAUCGAGCCGCGUUCUUGAAGAUGAUGGAGCGGGCGCUGGACUUCGCGUCCAUCUUUGACCUCCGCGACCUCUUCCCGUCGUCGCAGCUCGUGCGAAUGCUGCCACGGAGCCACAAGGCGGAGCAAAACCGGCGAGAGGCGGUCUGGCUCGUGCACGAUAUCCUCCAGCACCACGAGGAGAGGAGGGCGGCUGGAGGCGGAGGCGGCGAGCAGUACAUGAUCGACGUGCUGCUGAGGAUCCAGAAGGAUGGCGCCAUGGGAGUUCUCACCCAUGGAGUCCUCGUGGCAGUGUUGGUGGACGUGUUCGUAGCAGCAAUAAAAAGCAACAGCACUACUCUUCAAUGGGCCAUGGCCGAACUAAUGGCGAAUCCAAGGGUGAUGAAGAAGGCGCAGUCAGAGAUUCGCCAUGCUCUCGCAGGGCAGGGAAGAGUGCACGAGGCAGCUCUAGGCGACGUUGUCUACCUCAGAGCAGUAAUCAAGGAGAUCUUAAGAUUGCACCCUCCUAUUCCACUCGCACCAAGGGUUUGCCUCGACGAUGACAGUAAAGUACAAGGAUAUGAUGUACCAAAAGGAACACCAGUUAUUUUAAAUCUAUGGGCUAUCUCUAGGGAUCCAAGAUACUGGGAAGAUUCUGAAAAGUUCGUGCCGGAAAGGUUUGAAGGUGAACAUACUUCCAACCUCUUAGGGUUGGAUUUUGAGUUCAUCCCAUUUGGGGCCGGGCGACGAAUUUGCCCUGGGAUAACCUUCUCCCAAGCAAACAUCGAGAUUGCUCUGGCUAGCCUUCUAUACCUUUUUGACUGGGAGCUACCCAUUGGGGUUAAGCCAGAUGACAUAGAUAUGGCAGAUUUCUUUGGAGUUUCUGUUAGGAGGAAGGCGAGGCUACUGUUACAUCCUAUUCCUCGUAUAUUCGACCAGUAG
Messenger RNA from Panicum hallii, 1260 nucleotides. RefSeq names its product cytochrome P450 71D95-like. Lineage: Eukaryota; Viridiplantae; Streptophyta; Magnoliopsida; Poales; Poaceae. Gene Ontology annotation, molecular function: oxidoreductase activity, acting on paired donors, with incorporation or reduction of molecular oxygen; iron ion binding; monooxygenase activity. The record is from RefSeq and is a predicted model, not a curated record.